AUGGAUGACAACCCUAGGAGAGACAAGAACAAUUUUCUAGUCAUGAAGCUAGCUUUCCAAGCCACUUUCCACUACAUUUGGAAAGACCACAACACUUGUCUUCACCCUAGAUUAUUACAACCUUCAGCUUCUAUUAUUUCUGACAUCAACCCAAUUCUUUUUUUUUUGUCAGCAUCGACCCAACUCUUAGAAGAUACACAGAUCGCUUGUGAUGUAUUCAUGCGCUGUAAAAGAAAUAUUCCAUAA
Eruca vesicaria subsp. sativa (arugula) is the source of this 246-nucleotide messenger RNA. Lineage: Eukaryota; Viridiplantae; Streptophyta; Magnoliopsida; Brassicales; Brassicaceae. The record is from the annotation of a GenBank genome assembly.